AUGUAUAAUGACAUAGAAAGAUUCAUUUCAUUCACGGAAAGAGAUGAAUUUGAUGAAGAUCAAAAACUUGAAAGUAGUUUAUAUCCAGAUUCUGAAAAAGGAUAUUCAUUACUUGAAUUAUGUUGUUAUCAUGGAGCAGUUGAUUGUUUUAAGUUCUUAAGAACUAAAUUCAGCUCAGAAAUAACUCAAUUAUGUCUUGAAUUUUCAUUUUUAGGCGGAAAUCAAGAGAUUAUGAGUGAAUGUUUGAAAUAUCAAACACCAGAAGAAGAAUGCAUGAAAUAUGCAAUUAUUUCACACAACAUUGACUUUGUUGCAUUCUUGAUGAAUGAAUACAAUAUAGAGAUUGAUUUAUUUUCUUGUGGAUGGUAUCGUAAUCUUGAAUCAUUUUUAGUUUGUUUCGAUCAAACUAAUGAUGUUAACAAAUGUUUUAUUAAUUCUGGAAUGUUUAAUAUUCCAUCUCUGUGCGAAUAUUUCCUAUCAAAUGGUGCAAACAUCAAUGAAAAAGAUAAUGAUGGACAAACCGCUCUCCAUUAUACAGCAUAUAAUGGUAACAUAGAAACAGCCGAACUUCUUAUUUCAUAUGGUAUAAAAAUCAAUGAAAAAGAUAAUGAAGGAAGAACCGCUCUUCAUUUUGCAGCAUAUAAUAAUAGAAAAGAAAUAGCCGAACUUCUUAUUUCACAUGGCAUAAAUAUCAAUGCAAAAGAUAUAAAUGGAGAAACUGCUCUUCAUACUACAGCAUAUGAGAAUAGAAAAGAAACAGCCGAAAUUCUUAUUUCACAUGGUAUAAAAAUCAAUGAAAAAGAUAAUGAAGGAAGAACCACUCUUCAUACUACAGCAUAUGAGAAUAGAAAAGAAACAGCCGAAAUUCUUAUUUCACAUGGCAUAAAUAUCAAUGCAAAAGAUAUAAAUGGAGAAACUGCUCUUCAUACUACAGCAUAUGAGAAUAGAAAAGAAACAGCCGAAAUUCUUAUUUCACAUGGCAUAAAUAUCAAUGCAAAAGAUAUAAAUGGAGAAACUGCUCUUCAUACUACAGCAUAUGAGAAUAGAAAAGAAACAGCCGAAAUUCUUAUUUCACAUGGUAUAAAAAUCAAUGAAAAAGAUAAUGAAGGAAGAACCACUCUUCAUACUACAGCAUAUGAGAAUAGAAAAGAAACAGCCGAAAUUCUUAUUUCACAUGGUAUAAAUAUCAAUGAAAAAGGUAAAACUGGAAAAACCGCUCUUCAUAUUGCAGCAUAUAAUAAUAGUACAGAAACAGCCGAACUUCUUAUUUCAUUUGGUGCAAAUAUCAAUGAAAAAGAUAAUGAAGGAGAAACAGCACUUCAUAUUGCAGCUGAUUAUAAUAGUAAAGCAACAGCCGAACUUCUUAUUUCAUAUGGUGCAAAUAUCAAUGAAAAAGAUAAUGAAGGAAGAACCGCUCUUCAUAUUGCAAUACUUUAUUACAGAAAAGAAAUAGCCGAGCUUCUUAUUUCACAUGGUAUAAAUAUCAAUGAAAAAGAUAUAAAUGGAGAAACUGCUCUUCAUAUAGCAACACAACUUAAUAGUAAAGCAACAGCCGAACUUCUUAUUUCACAUGGUGCAAAUAUCAAUGAAAAAGAUAAUGAAGGAAGAACCGCUCUUCAUAUUGCAAUACUUUAUUACAGAAAAGAAAUAGCCGAGCUUCUUAUUUCACAUGGUAUAAAUAUCAAUGAAAAAGAUAUAAAUGGAGAAACUGCUCUUCAUAUAGCAACACAACUUAAUAGUAAAGCAACAGCCGAACUUCUUAUUUCACAUGGUGCAAAUAUAUAA
This is a messenger RNA of Trichomonas vaginalis G3, 1785 nucleotides long. Its product is annotated as ankyrin repeat and SOCS box-containing protein 4 family. The transcript has a single exon. Gene Ontology annotation, molecular function: protein binding. The coding region runs from base 1 to 1785 and encodes 594 amino acids. Lineage: Eukaryota; Parabasalia; Trichomonadida; Trichomonadidae. The record is from RefSeq and is a predicted model, not a curated record.